GCUCAGCCAGGGAAAGAUGCCGCACCAGAGCCAACAGCAGUGUAAGCAGCCGUGCCAGCCUCCACCAUCCCAGCCCCCGUGCCCGCCUAAAUGCCCAUCUCCAACCCCACCCCCCUGCCAACCGAAAUGCCCGUCUCCGUGCCCGCCUCCCUGCCAGCCGAAAUGCCCACCGGUGCAGCCCCCUACUCCCUGCUGCCAGGAGAAGUGCCCACCCAAGAGAAAGUAGGAAUGCAGACCGCGUGCCACCCCACCCCGCCUCCAGCUGAAAAUGGAAAGAAAAUCAUUUCUAUGAGGGAGAUGGAUGGGGCUCCACCUUUGGUGUUUUGGGGGUGUGUGUAGGCAUAGCAUCACCACCCCCUUCACUACUAUCGCUUCUAAAUGUUUUCCCCUGCUCCCCCUCAACCCCACAUUGGCUCCCCUGUAUAACAGGGGAACACCUCAGUAGGGGUAUGAGGGGUUAAGGGGCCAUUCCCACUCUCUGCUUAUGUCCUUCCACCCUCCUGCCUCCACCCCAUUCCUUCCACCACUUUGAGAAGAAGACCCCUGGAUGUGACCAGCUGUGCCCUAAUCAGAGAAUUGUGGACUUGAACCGUGGGGUCCCACCAGCAAGGCAGGGGCUUACUCUUGCUGGGAGGGAACUGAGGCCCAGCCAUCCGGGCUGAGAGAAGAGAGUAACAGUCCUCCUUUCCUCCUCAAAAUUGUUGCCCUGAGCCAUGGGGAGCUCCUUUCCUUCCCCUCUGCAAUAAAACUUUUUUCAGAGCAGAAAA
Messenger RNA from Ornithorhynchus anatinus (platypus), 767 nucleotides. RefSeq names its product small proline-rich protein 2E-like. The transcript has a single exon. NCBI's taxonomy places the organism in Eukaryota, Metazoa, Chordata, Mammalia, Monotremata, Ornithorhynchidae. The record is from RefSeq and is a predicted model, not a curated record. The coding region runs from base 17 to 226 and encodes 69 amino acids.